Molecule: messenger RNA, 228 nt
Organism: Penicillium verhagenii
Lineage: Eukaryota; Fungi; Ascomycota; Eurotiomycetes; Eurotiales; Aspergillaceae
Exons: 2
Coding region: 1-228 (75 amino acids)
Biological process (GO): kinetochore assembly; mitotic cell cycle; chromosome segregation
Cellular component (GO): nucleoplasm; kinetochore
Molecular function (GO): protein heterodimerization activity
Source: RefSeq, a predicted model, not a curated record
AUGGCUGCCACUCAGAAGCUCUACCCUCGUGGUACUGUCAAAAGAAUCGUCAAGGCGCAUUCUAAUAAGAGCGUGAGCAAGAAUGCCGAUAUUCUGCCCGUGCUCGGAAAGAAAGCGCUGACAACUCCCCGCAGAUUAAUGCGAGAAGCCUCUAUCCGAUCGCGCAAGUCCGGCGAAAAGAAUAUCUCAGCAAACUCCAUCCGCAAGGUUACCGAGGUGCGUUAUUGA